Herpailurus yagouaroundi (jaguarundi) is the source of this 6572-nucleotide messenger RNA. RefSeq names its product PR/SET domain 15 (gene PRDM15). The transcript is spliced from 23 exons. Gene Ontology annotation, cellular component: nucleus. Gene Ontology annotation, biological process: regulation of transcription by RNA polymerase II. NCBI's taxonomy places the organism in Eukaryota, Metazoa, Chordata, Mammalia, Carnivora, Felidae. The coding region runs from base 871 to 4482 and encodes 1203 amino acids. Gene Ontology annotation, molecular function: DNA-binding transcription factor activity, RNA polymerase II-specific; protein binding. The record is from RefSeq and is a predicted model, not a curated record.
AGUCCUGGCGCCCGGCCCCCCGGGGGGCGCUCGGGGAGGGUCCCGGACCCCCGCCCCGGAGGUUAGGAGCGCAGACCCCGGAGUCCGGGCGAUGGGGUUCCCUAGGCCCCCCCGAGGGCACCCCGCUCCCCCCUCUCCCCGUUUCCGUAAGCCCCUGGGUGGCCGAGGGAAGGGAGUGAAGUCCGUGGACAGGUGACGCGGGGUGGGUGGCCGAGCCCGGGAGGGGCUCGCCAGCCGCACAGGUGAGGCCCUGCCCGGCUCGGCCCAGCGCGGACAGGUGGAGGCGCUGGCCAUGUGGCCUCUCGCGCGAGGGACAGGUGUGCGCGGCGAGGGUCAGGUUAGAGAAGACAGGAGUAAACUCGCUGUGGAAAAUCCAACGGCCUGAUAGGGUAACGGGCUUACCUUUAUUAAGCUCUUCACUUAGGGGAUGGGGUUUCUCCCCCAAAUGCUCAGAAAUUGCCCCCACCGUCCCCAAGGGUACGUUAAAAUGGUAGGAGUGUGACAUCAGUGACACAUGGACCCGUCUACGUGAUUAAAGCCACCAACACAACACCACGUUUGCUUAAGCCACUUCCCUAAAAUCCGGAUUCACCAGGUCAGAGGAUCUGGGCCCUACAAUUAACGUGUCCAGAUCAUCCCUCAAAUAAGUGGGGGGGCCUCGCCUCCGCUGCCUGACCUCACACGCCCAAGAGAAGACAGAAGAAGUGACUGGUCUGCUGGAGGUCUGGAAUGUUCUCGUCCUCUGUGCUGUGUGUUGCUCGUGGGUGUGCCUGGCUGUCAGGCACCCGUUAGCGGCUGAAGGAAGACAGAGGGUGUACUAGACUUGACUGCCCUUGAGGAAUUCACAGUCCAGUGAAGGAGGAAGGAGAAAUGGAGGUGUCAGAAAUGGCCGAAGACGGGAGUGAGGAGAUCAUGUUCAUCUGGUGUGAGGACUGUAGCCAGUACCACGACUCCGAAUGUCCUGAGCUGGGCCCCGUGGUCAUGGUCAAAGACUCCUUUGUGUUAAGCAGGGCAAGAUCAUCCCUUCCCUCCAACCUGGAGAUCCGGCGACUAGAGGACGGGGCUGAGGGAGUGUUUGCCGUGACUCAGCUCGUCAAGCGAACGCAGUUUGGUCCGUUUGAGUCGAGGAGAGUUGCCAAGUGGGAGAAGGAAUCGGCUUUUCCGCUGAAGGUGUUCCAGAAGGACGGGCACCCCGUGUGCUUCGACACGUCCAGCGAGGACGACUGUAACUGGAUGAUGCUGGUGCGGCCGGCGGCGGGGCCCGAGCACCAGAACCUGACCGCCUACCAGCACGGCGACGACGUCUACUUCACCACCUCCAGGGACAUCCCCCCCGGCGCGGAGCUGCGCGUGUGGUACGCGGCCUUUUAUGCCAAGAAGAUGGACAAGCCCAUGCUGAAGCAGGCCUGCUCCGGCGCCCACGCUGCAGGCAGCCCCGGAGGCGGCGCCACGGUGGAGCGGGAGCCCAGCCAGUGGGCGUGCAAGGUGUGUUCUUCCACCUUCCUGGAGCUGCAGCUCCUGAACGAGCAUCUGCUGGGUCACCUGGAACAAGCCAAAAGCCUUCCCCCGGCCGGCCAGCACGAAGCCGCUCCCGAGAAGGAAGCAGACGUGCCCCGGGGGGAGCCUCCUGCAGUGCCCAAGAGUGUCAGUGCCACCAAAGAGCAGAAGAAAAAGCCUCGAAGAGGGAGAAAACCCAAAGCAUCAAAACCUGAGCAACCACUAGACAUUAUAGAAGGCAAGGAGCCAGCAGAGCAAGUGGCGGAGAUCGUCACCGAGGUCCCUCCGGAUGAGCCAGCGACGGCGGCACCGGACGAGAGGAUCAUGGAGCUGGUUCUGGGGAAGCUGGCCACCACCACCGGUGACGCCGCUUCAGUGCCAAAGUUCCCGCAUCAUCCGAGCACCGCCAUCACCCUCAAGAGGAGUCUCAUUCUGUCGAGCCGGCACGGCAUCCGCAGGAAGCUCGUCAGGCAGCUGGGGGAGCACAGGCGGGUGUACCAGUGCAGCGUCUGCAGCAAGAUCUUCCAGAACAGCAGCAACCUGAGCAGGCACGUGCGCUCGCACGGUGACAAGCUGUUUAAAUGUGAGGAAUGUGCCAAGUUGUUCAGCCGCAAGGAGAGUCUGAAGCAGCACGUCUCCUACAAGCACAGCAGGAACGAGGUGGACAGUGAGUACAGGUACCGCUGCGGCACCUGCGAGAAGACGUUCCGCAUCGAGAGCGCCCUCGAGUUCCACAACUGCAGGACAGAUGACAAGACGUUCCAAUGUGAGAUGUGUUUCAGAUUCUUCUCCACCAACAGUAACCUCUCCAAGCACAAGAAGAAGCACGGGGACAAGAAGUUUGCUUGUGAGGUCUGCAACAAAAUGUUCUACCGCAAGGACGUCAUGCUCGACCACCAGCGGAGGCACCUGGAAGGAGUGCGGCGGGUAAAGAGGGAGGACCUGGACGCCGGCGGCGAGAACCUGGUCCGCUACAAGAAGGAGCCCUCGGGAUGCCCCGUGUGUGGCAAGGUGUUCUCCUGCAGAAGCAACAUGAACAAGCACCUGCUGACCCACGGCGACAAGAAGUACACCUGCGAGAUCUGCGGCCGCAAGUUCUUCCGCGUGGACGUGCUCAGGGACCACAUCCACGUCCACUUCAAGGACAUUGCGCUGAUGGACGACCACCAGAGGGAGGAGUUUAUCGGCAAGAUCGGCAUCUCCUCGGAGGAGAACGAUGACAAUUCGGACGCCAGCGCGGACUCCGAGCCUCACAAGUACAGCUGCAAGCGGUGCCAGCUCACCUUCGGCCGCGGGAAGGAGUACCUGAAGCACAUCAUGGAGGUGCACAAGGAGAAGGGCUACGGCUGCAGCAUCUGCAACCGCCGCUUCGCCCUGAAGGCCACCUACCACGCCCACAUGGUCAUCCACCGGGAGAACCUGCCGGACCCCAACGUGCAGAAGUACAUCCACCCGUGCGAGAUCUGCGGGCGCAUCUUCAACAGCAUCGGGAACUUGGAGCGGCACAAGCUCAUCCACACAGGGGUGAAGAGCCACGCCUGCGAGCAGUGCGGGAAGUCCUUCGCGCGGAAGGACAUGCUGAAGGAGCACAUGCGCGUGCACGACAACAUCCGCGAGUACCUGUGCGCCGAGUGCGGGAAAGGUACGCGGGCGCCGGGCGGGGGGCGCGGCGUCACCGGGCCGGGCGGGGUGAGGGCGCCGGGACACAGGCAGCGCAGGGCGUCCGCGAUGGACUUGAGGCACAAACACACGCGUGAGCCGCUGCUGGUGAGCCCCGGGAAGCCAGCCGGGCAGGAUGUGUCUCCCCCUCCUGGACUUGGCCGUCUAGGGUGGGAGACCGAGGGAAGAGCAGGAGGUGGACGAGAGGUAGAGCCGCCACAGGAAGCACAGCACGCAGAGGAGGUGACCCCAGACGGCAGAGAACGUGGCGGGGUCUUGGGGAUGCCUGGGCGAGCUCUGCUGUGGCUGUUCGUGCUGCUGCUGACACCAGGCUGCAAAAAAAAAAAAAAAAAAAAAGGGAGAAAAGAGACAGGUGCACCCCUCUCCCCCCCGCCCCCCGUGUGUAAGAGCGUCACAGAAAACUUGAAACGCGGGGAGACGGGGGUGAGGGAAGGAAGGGCCGGGGCCAGACGGCGCCGAGCCGGGCUGGGUCAAAAUGACCGAAUCGGCUGCCGGCGCGGCGUCCCCUGGCUCACCACCCGUGCUCGCUCGCAGGUCCUGGCCGUGAGGAUCGAUGAUCUGGACCACCUCCCGGAGACCACCACCAUCGAUGCCUCCUCCAUCGGCAUCGUCCAGCCUGAGCUGAGUCUGGAGCAGGAGGAGCUGGCCGAGGGCAAGCACGCGAAAGCUGCCAGGAGGGCCCACAAGAGGAAGCAGAAGCCGGAGGCGGAGGCGGCCGGCGCCCCGGUGCCCGAGGAGGGCGCCUUCAGCGAGUACUCGGAGAAGGAGCCCGUGCUGUCCGGCGUGGGUGACGAGACCGACUCUGCGGUGCAGAGCAUCCAGCAGGUGGUAGUGACGCUGGGGGACCCAAACGUGACCACUCCGUCGAGCUCCGUCGGCUUGACCAACAUCACCGUGACCCCCAUCACCACUGCAGCCGGGACUCAGUUUACCAACCUCCAGCCCGUGGCUGUCGGGCACCUGAGCACCCCGGAGCGCCAGCUACAGCUGGACAACUCGAUCCUGACCGUGACCUUUGACACCGUGAGCGGCUCUGCCAUGUUGCACAACCGCCAAAACGACAUCCAGAUCCACCCGCAGCCGGAAGCUUCGAACCCGCAGUCCGUGGCGCACUUCAUCAACCUGACUACCCUGGUCAACUCCAUCACGCCCCUGGGGAACCAGCUCGGCGACCAGCACCCGCUCACGUGGCGGGCGGUGCCCCAGACGGACGUCCUGCCCGCGCCCCAGCCGUCCGCGCCCCAGCCGCCCGCGCCCCAGCCCCAGGUGCCGGCCGAGCCCCAGCAGCACAUGUACAGCUACUGAGCCAGAGCGCCAAGAACUCACGAGGAGCCCUGCCCACAGGUGCUCUUGCUUAUUUUUGAGAUUUGUCUGCUGGAUACCAAACCGAGAGAAAAACAUCGUCCUUCAGGUGUAAGUGAGGUUGACUCAGCUUUGCGGAAUUGUCUCCAGACCCCCCCCCUCCCCCCCCCACCCCGGCUAGCACUGCCAUCUGAUAGCGUGCCUGGAGGGGGGUGACUCCUGGCAGGUGGCAGCAUGUGUGAGCGGCUCAGCCUGUGCCCGGCAAGGCCGCGUGUCACCCGCCUCCCCUAACAGAACUGGUUGGUGGACACGGGGUCCGGGCAAGCGAGGCGAGCAGGGGCCGAGAGGUGAGUGAUACGUUACGAGGAGCAGAGUGGCCCGCUGGUGUCCUUUCGGGCCUCACUCGCUGCGUCAGCACAGAGAACGGGUUCCCACGGGGCCACCGGCUGCAAGGAAACGCCAUUUGCGCCUCCCUUCCGGCUGUUUCUGGCGAAUGAGCAGAUAGAAGUUAAAGUAACGUUUGUUUUCUUCUUGGAGAUCUGAGUUGAGUCCAACUCGAUGCACGCAACUUUGGGCCGAAGACCCGUGAGGAGGUGUUCCGUGGCUGCGGACGACCCCCCUCUGGCCUUAUGAUGGGUGAGGGGUCCCCGGAGGUCACUGACUCGGGCCCGAAAGGCCUCUUUGUAACAUAACGCGUGGAUUCACUUUUAGUCUCAGCUUUCGUUUUUUUAACUUUAUCUCAAGCACAUAUUACGUAUCCGGUGCGCCGUCAUGGCCACGUCGUUCUUGAUUUUGACACGCUAAAGUCGUUUGCACUGUAGGAGUGUCGGUCCACGUCCAGUUCUGCGCCGGUGCCCGAACACAGGGGACACCCCACUGUGUGGGACAAGUCGGCCCUGUGCCGUCCCCUCUGGUGGCUCCCGCAGAGCCGUGUCGGGAUCCGCCGCCAUCCAACUAUAUUUAUUACGGCUGAGGCUCAGCCAGAGCCACCGAAGAGCAGGGAGGAAAGUCAUGUUUUCUUUCUGUGGCAACUUCAGUCCAAAGGUUGAUCUGCUUCAGGACCAACUUCCGAUAAAAAUAUUGCAGGAGGUUUGGCUCUUUACAAUGGAAAAGUGUAGGUUUUUCUGAAGCACACAGAUACGGCCAUUUGCUGCCGGGCGGUCGUGAAAGCAGAGGCGGUCCGUUCGUCAGUAGGAGCGUUAAUGGCCUUCGUGCUCGCACGUGCCGAGUAAGCGCCAUCCCCGCGUCCCCGGCGCACACGCUGUCACACGCCGCGUCCCCGGUGUGUCAGAGGUGGUGGUGGGCCAGGCUCACGUGAGCCCGCUGCUCAGCCGGGGAACCAGAGGCGCAGCAGGUUUUAGCCUCCUGAGACUUUUUAAUGCUGUGCAAAAUGAAAUGAUACGUCUGCCUUGCUGCGGCCUUGAUCGCUCUUUGUCACGCAUCCCGUGUUAUUUGGGAGACCACCUUGAAGAAAGAGUGACACGUCAGUAGUGGACCCGUGAGGCAGGAGGCGUCUAGGGCCGCCAGGGAGGCCAAGGGCCACUCCUUCUGCAAAAUGCAGCGUCCUCAGCAUUUCCCUUGAUUCCGAGUCGUGAGAUCUUGAGGACGGGGCUCGAAUUCGUAUCGUGCAAUACCUGUCUCCAGAACUAAGGACCUCCCGUCACCCACGCGGCACGUAAGAGCGUCCCCAGAGUCCGCACCGUGGACACAGCUCGGUCACACUCCCGUCUCCUGCCUGCAGUUGAAUUAAUAGUGGGAGAUUAUUUGACUCUUUAAUUUAUGAUAAUUAUUUUUAUGUUAUUUAUGUAUAUAAUUAACUGCUUUAUACACAAUAAUCCAUCAAACGAACUAGGGCUAGGAGUGAUAUAUUUUCUCAAAUCCUGUCCUCAUCCUCCAAAUGUAAGCGGUCCGGGUCCCAUGGUGUCAUCAAGAGUACCGAGGUUCCUAAUGUAUUUAAAAAAAAAAAGAAAAAAAAAAUCACUGACAGUUUUUUUUUUUUUUUUGACCAAGUGAAAAUACAAACAGGAUGAAACCUCUUUUAGCCUUUAUCUCCUGUUCCGCUUCCCUAUGAAAUAAAGGCCUUUUAAAUCACA